Molecule: messenger RNA, 2337 nt
Organism: Mycosarcoma maydis (corn smut)
Lineage: Eukaryota; Fungi; Basidiomycota; Ustilaginomycetes; Ustilaginales
Exons: 1
Coding region: 1-2337 (778 amino acids)
Source: RefSeq, a predicted model, not a curated record
AUGGCUUUCCGACAACGAGUCCUGCCGCUUCUCGGUGCUUCGGCCGUAGGUGUCGGCAUUGGUUACUACGUCUUCGAUCCCUUGCUGCAGCAGUAUGCCAAGGACACCAACGGCACGUAUGUCGCUGGUCCUCCCGGCACAAAUUCGCUUCCAGAUCUCAAGCCUCACCCCGGCGCCACCACCGAGCUUCACGAAAGACCCCCUCUCGGCUCCUCUGCCGCUCGAGGCAUCUCUGGUCCCAUCGCGCGUCCUGGUGUCGAUCUCAAGCACAACGAAGCCAACCAGCUCCCCGGCAGUGUACCUUACGGAACCGUCUCCAAGGAGAUCGAGCAGCUCCGCCGCAACGUCAACGACAAGAUCGGUUAUGCUGAACACAAGCUCCAGGAUGCCAAGCACGGGAUCGAGAACAAGUACCGAGACGUAAAGGAUGAGGUCAAGGACACCUACCGAUCCGCCAGAGGUACAGCUCAAGAUGCUGUCGACACUGCCGCCAACAAGGCUGAAAACGUGAAGCACGAUGUCAAGUCUGGCUGGUUCUCGGCCAAGAACACGGUCGAGCAAAAGGCAAGCGAAGCCGAGGCCGAAGUCAAGAAGGGCUGGUUCGCAGCUAGGGAUAAGGCUGAGCAGGCUGGAGACCAGGCCAAAUCGACCUUGUACUCUGCCAAAGACGCUACUCAGCAAAAGGCUGACGAAGCAGCCGACCAGGCCAAGAAAGGCUGGUUCGCAGCCAAGGACACAGCAGCUGAGGCUGGCGAGCAGGCCAAGAGCUCGUGGUUCUCGACCAAGUCUGCGGCUGAGCAGAAGGCCGACGAGGCCGCUGACAAGGCGAAGCAGGGUUGGUUCGCAGCCAAGGACAAGGCUGCCGAGGCGGAGGAACAGGCCAAGAGCUCGUGGUUCUCGACCAAGUCUGCGGCUGAGCAGAAGGCCGACGAGGCCGCUGACAAGGCGAAGCAGGGUUGGUUCGCAGCCAAGGACAAGGCUGCCGAGGCGGAGGAACAGGCCAAGAGUUCGUGGUUCUCGACCAAAUCUGCGGCUGAGCAGAAGGCCGACGAGGCCGCUGACAAGGCGAAGCAGGGUUGGUUCGCAGCCAAGGACACAGCAGCUGAGGCUGGCGAGCAGGCCAAGAGUGCGUGGUUCUCGACCAAAUCUGCGGCUGAGCAGAAGGCCGACGAGGCCGCUGACAAGGCGAAGCAGGGUUGGUCCGCAGCCAAGGACACAGCAGCUGAGGCUGGCGAGCAGGCCAAGAGCUCGUGGUUCUCGACCAAAUCUGCGGCUGAGCAGAAGGCCGACGAGGCCGCUGACAAGGCGAAGCAGGGUUGGUCCGCAGCCAAGGACACAGCAGCUGAGGCUGGCGAGCAGGCCAAGAGCUCGUGGUUCUCGACCAAAUCUGCGGCUGAGCAGAAGGCCGACGAGGCCGCUGACAAGGCGAAGCAGGGUUGGUUCGCAGCCAAGGACACAGCAGCUGAGGCUGGCGAGCAGGCCAAGAGCUCGUGGUUCUCGACCAAGUCUGCGGCUGAGCAGAAGGCCGACGAGGCCGCUGACAAGGCGAAGCAGGGUUGGUUCGCAGCCAAGGACACAGCAGCUGAGGCUGGCGAGCAGGCCAAGAGCUCGUGGUUCUCGACCAAAUCUGCGGCUGAGCAGAAGGCCGACGAGGCCGCUGACAAGGCGAAGCAGGGUUGGUUCGCAGCCAAGGACAAGGCUGCCGAGGCGGAGGAACAGGCCAAGAGUUCGUGGUUCUCGACCAAAUCUGCAGCUGAGGACAAGUACGAAAACGCCAAGGACGAAGCUCAGAAGGGCUGGUUCAACUUGAAGAGCAAAGCCGAAGAUGCUGCAGAUGACGCACGCAGCUCUGUUCAAGGUUACCGUGACCAGCUGGAGCACAAUGCUCAACAAAAGAUUCUCGCUGCGCAGUACAACGCUGAGGUUCGUGCCGGCGAAGCUCGCGGCCAACUCAUCCAGAAUGACCACCUCAAGGGCGAUUUCAAGGACAUCAAGCAGACGGGUAAGGAUUGGAAGUCCGAACUCGAAGCCAAGGCACACGAAGCUCGCAAUGCCGCCGAAAGCGAAUACAGGCACUUGCGCGACCAGUCUCAGCAGGGUUACAGGAACCUCAAGGACGAAGCCAACUCGAGCCUCUACAACCUCAGGGACAAGGCUGACAGCGGAUACGAGUCGCUCCGAGCCAAAGCCGCUGAGGGUCUCGAUUAUGCCGGCGACAAGCUGCACAGCGGUGCGCGAAAGAUCGAGGGAGAUCAGAAGCCCCAGUCGACCGGUCUGUGGAACUGGAUCUUUGGCAACGGAAGGGCUACCGAAUCCGUGGCUUCCAACCUCGAGUAA